Stegastes partitus (bicolor damselfish) is the source of this 573-nucleotide messenger RNA. RefSeq lists its product as uncharacterized. NCBI's taxonomy places the organism in Eukaryota, Metazoa, Chordata, Actinopteri, Pomacentridae. Bases 1 to 573 code for a protein of 190 amino acids. The record is from RefSeq and is a predicted model, not a curated record. The transcript is spliced from 5 exons.
AUGCACAGGUCAUACCAGCCACUUAAACCCGUAACCAAUCGCUACUUGCAGAAGCGAUGGGACCAGAAUAACUAUAAAAAUCACCGCAGCAAGGUGAACUCUGCCCUGCCUGUAGUGGACACUAUGGGCAUCAGGACACCAGUUCACAUCCAGCUAAAACUCAAAAAACUUCAGCUGCAGGAUGAACGUCUGUCAGCCAUUGACAGAGAAAAUCGCCUGCUGGCGUCCAACCUGGCCAGGACUUUUAGCUCUGAAGGCCUAGUGGACCACAGGAACCAAUACCACCUGUGGAGCCUGAAUGCUAACAAAAGGAAGCAAGAACUUCUAUUGAUCAGCCAUCAGAAUCAAGCCAUCUACCAGCGAGUCAGAUCUCGCCCCUCGGAGUAUCGCCGCCAAGUGUGGUUGGAUGACUGGGAGAGGACGGAACGUCGGCUAGAUGACAUUUCCCGAUACCCAAAAGGGCUGGCAGACAAACAGGCAUUGCACAGGAAGGUGAAGUUUACAACAGUGGAGUGUACUAAACACUUGAAGAGCUGCAGGAACCCUAACAUAGAAAGGAUCAACAAAAUCUGA